CUGAAAAUGUCAUGUCCCAACAAUGUGACUUCUAACUCGUUUUUGAUGGACUCGUUGGCCGGUACCUGUAGAGGGGAGAAUUAUUCCUCCAGCCAAGGGAUGUACAUGCAGCCUGGGAGCGAUUUCAGCUGCGGAGUCAUGAGGAACUGUGGAAUUAUCCCGUCUCUUUCCAAAAGGGACGAGGUGAAUAGCGCUACCUUGUCUCUCAGCACCUAUCCAUCUUACCUUUCUCAGCUAGACACUUGGUGUGACCCCAAAAAUACGUACAGGAUCGAGCAACCUGUUGCAAGACAGCUCCCAUCCUGCUCCUUCCCAACCAAUGUCAAGGAAGAGAAUGUUUGCUGUAUGUAUAACGCUGAUAAAAGAGCUAAAAAUGCCACAGAGACAGCCCUCUACCCCAACCAAAUGCCUGAGUCUUGCCUAAAUGACCAUGAAGUCCCCGUUCCUAGCUACUACCGAGCAAGCCAAGGUUACCCCUCCAUGGAGAAGACGUCAAACUGCAGCAAUCCAAAUGAGUUUGAGGCAAGUUUUGAAUCCAGGGCGAGCCUGAACCCAAGGAAUGAGCAUCUGGAACCAGCACCACCACCUCCUCCACCUCCUCCGCCGCCCCCGGUGGCUAAAGUGAGUUUCCCCGAAAACACAAAAACAGAUAAUACUCAGAACACAUCCACGAACGAAAUUAAAACAGAAAAAAGCGCCCCAGCACCCAAAAUAAGUCCUUCGGAAGCAGAGAAAGACCUGAAUAAAAACACUGACACCAGCACUGACAAUUCUGACAAUGAAGCAAAAGAGGAUAUAAAGGCAGAAAACACUACAGGAAAUUGGCUGACAGCAAAGAGCGGAAGAAAGAAAAGGUGUCCUUACACCAAGCACCAGACGCUGGAGCUGGAGAAGGAAUUCUUGUUCAAUAUGUACUUGACCCGUGAGCGCCGCCUGGAGAUUAGUAAGAGCAUUAACCUGACAGACAGACAAGUCAAAAUCUGGUUUCAAAACCGCAGGAUGAAACUCAAGAAAAUGAACAGAGAGAACCGAAUCCGUGAACUGACUUCCAAUUUUAAUUUCACUUGAGUGUGCUCCAGCCCCUAUGCAGGCGAGGGAGAGGGGAGAGAGGAAAAGCCUUGUGCAGUUUGGGUUUUUAUUUUUAUUUUUAUUUUUUUUCUCUCCUGGGUAUAAAUGCAAUGCGUAUGCAAAAUUAAAGGACCUCAAGUCAUUUGGGUAUUUACAGUUUGUAGAGAGAAGAUGCAGCGGUAUGAGCAUGAGGAUAUAUAUUGCAUCCGUGUUUCUAUGUAAAAUAAAGAAGGAGAUGGUUGCUAAAAACCACCUUAUAAAAUGUUUAAGUUAUUUACGUGCAGCACAAAACAGAAGGACCUUUCUCUAUGCAUUUUAUGUUUAGGAUAAUAGAUGCGUCUAAAAGUUUGCUUUUCAUAUUCUAGUGUAGUCUGCCUAUUGUAUAAUAAAAAUGACUAAAAGAUGGAUUUCAUAUAAGUGUCUGUAAAUUAAAGUUGCAGUGGGAACAUGCUCACAUCCUGUAGUUAUGCAGUUUCUUCCAAUGAAGUGAUACUAUCUACCAUAUAUUUAAGACAAAAAAAAAUAUUAAAAAAUAAAGCAGUAUUGGUAUCCUAUUAUGAAA
Molecule: messenger RNA, 1630 nt
Organism: Oxyura jamaicensis (ruddy duck)
Lineage: Eukaryota; Metazoa; Chordata; Aves; Anseriformes; Anatidae
Gene: HOXC10
Product: homeobox C10
Exons: 2
Coding region: 7-1068 (353 amino acids)
Biological process (GO): regulation of transcription by RNA polymerase II
Cellular component (GO): nucleus
Molecular function (GO): DNA-binding transcription factor activity, RNA polymerase II-specific; RNA polymerase II cis-regulatory region sequence-specific DNA binding
Source: RefSeq, a predicted model, not a curated record